AGCUUGUCUGUCCGUCUGUCUGUCGCAUAAUUUUAGGCAAUUUGAUUACAGUGACAUGUUUUGGCGCAAGAAGAAACACUAUUGAAAAUAUCACGGAGGGAAUCACUUCUCAUAAGAGAUCUUGUUUUGAAAAAUCAUUAUCAGAAUAACUGUAUUGAACGAAGUGGUGGAAGGUAGUUAAUGGUGGGUCACAUCCAUUUCGACCACGUUUCAUUUGUUUUGCUUAAAAUUUUUUACCUUGAUUUUUAAGCUUUCGCUUAUAUUCAUCUGCUCGCUGUUUGCUAUAUACUUAUAUCGAUGAAUAAUAUACUAUUUCGAAUAUGAAAGCCAUCGCAAAAAUUUGGUGUCAAAAAAAAUAAAUAAAUAAAUGAAUAAAUAAAUGAAUAAAAUCGAAAAUUAAAUAGCUUUACAUUUACGUUUCUCAGGAUUUUUGAAAUUUCUUAUAUAAAUCGGUAGAAAAUUUCAAAAAUUAAUCGUAUAUGUGAUAAGUAAGUAAAAGAAAGAAAUAAAAAUGUUAAAUAAAUAAGCGAAUUUAUAACAACUUGGCUUAGUAAUCAUAAACCGGUCUUAAUUUUCUAUAUGGCUUUGUUUACUUAAAAAAAAAAAAAAAAAAAUGUAUCCAACACACGAGGUUAACGUACGUACGUACGUGAGCAAAAAUGCUAGAAUUUUACUUCACUUUAACUAGAAAGUCUUUUUCGACACGCAGUUCUUGUGAAAGCAAUCUCAUGACAUAAGCAAUAAUUGUCAUAACGACGUCAUCAAAUUUCAGUUUGUUUACAAAUAUAUUGAUUUUUAAUUGAAUUACUGUCAAAUCAAACAAAUAUUUCAAUAAAUCGCAAUUUAACGUAAGAGAAUCAAUCAAUGAAUCAAUUCGAUUAGCUAAAUUAACAACAACAACAAAAAAAAGAAGCAACAAUAACAACAUCAAGUAUAACAUCGAAAACGCGGAAAAUAUAGUUUUAUAUAGUUUAUGUAUGAGUGUACAUAGGUAUGUGUGUAAAUUAAACGUUUAUUCCAAGUGAUUCUUCGCAAUCGGUGGAAAAUUUGUUGAAAUUGUAUGAGUCAAGUAAGGCGAGCACAUGUCCGUAAUAUUAUAAUAAAUUGAAAGUUCAGGGAAAGCGAAAAAGCGAAAAAGCGAAGAAAAAAAAAAUUGUUUUUUAUGAAAGAUUCGCGCCAUAUAUAGGUCAUCGAUAUGGGAAAUACAUCAUCGCACGCGCACGAAGAUGUAGAACACGGAUUUACUCGUGGAAAGUUCGGCGAUAUAAAAAAUGUGAAGUCAGCAUCAUUCCGUUUUCGUAAAAGAUCUCCGAAGAAAAUGGAUCGUUUGCGACGGUCCUUUCGUGAUUCAUUUCGUCGAAGAAAAGAUCGUGUUCCUGAAUCUUCAAAGCCUCAUCAAUGGCAAGCUGAUGAGGAGGCUGUCCGUACGGCCACUUGUUCCUUUGCUGUAAAGUACUUAGGCUGUGUUGAGGUUUUCGAGUCACGUGGCAUGCAAGUUUGUGAGGAAGCACUCAAGGUUUUGCGUAAUUCUCGUCGACGUCCGGUACGUGGCCUACUUCAUGUGAGUGGUGAUGGUUUGCGGGUUGUAGAUGAUGAGACUAAGGGCUUAAUAGUCGAUCAAACUAUAGAGAAAGUCAGCUUUUGUGCUCCUGAUCGCAAUCACGAACGCGGUUUUAGUUACAUCUGCCGGGACGGGACCACGCGUCGCUGGAUGUGUCAUGGAUUUUUAGCAAUUAAGGAUUCCGGUGAACGUCUAUCGCAUGCCGUUGGAUGUGCAUUUGCCGUUUGCUUAGAGCGUAAGCAACGUCGCGAUGGUGUUACUAGCGUCACUAUGACGUUUGAUACGAAAAACUCAACGUUUACACGCAAUGGAUCGUUUCGUCAGCAAACAAUGACGGAAAUGUUUACUAACAAUGAAAGGGGAAUUGAUAUGCCUUCGGCAAUUGUGAAACCUCAACCGAAACCCUUUAAUCCAUUUGCGAUCGAACGUCCCCAUGCCACACCAACGAUGCUCGAGCGCCAAGGCUCGUUUCGAGCUUUUAGCACAAUUGGUAGUCAGUCGCCCUUCAAGCGUCAAAUGUCAUUGAGAAUCAAUGAUCUUCCGUCCAAUGCCGAGCGUCAGAAAGCAUUCCUUAAUGCCGCCUCAGGCACAAACCUGGGCUUAGCAACUCCGAAUCGCACUGUAUCGCCUAUUCCGGAAGUAUCGCCAGCUAAGUUAGGUCAAGUAGAAUUAGACAACGUUGCGACCACAGCUGACACAGUAAAUCAAUUAUGUCAAGAACUUAGCAAAGGAUUGAGUUUAUUAUCCCAAACUGAUGCUGUUUUAAUGGCUUCACCAAGUACCACAGAUGAUCUCAGUUUCAAUAGCUUAAGCGUUAAUAAGAACUUUCUUGCUGGCAAUAAGCAAGCAGAGGAAGCGGUUUCUUCUCCAGCGGCAAUUUCUAAUGAUAGUAUUAGCAGUUUCAGUGUUGGCGUUGUAACGCCCACUGCGAAAAUAGCGCCGCAUACAAUUUCUCUUUCGCCUGUUGCCGUUUGUUCCCCAACUUUUCCAACUAGUACAGAAAGCGUAGCUCUAACGGAAGCAGCACUGCCAAAAGCUGACCAAUGGUUGGGCCAAGUAGUAAAAAGUACAUCGCCAGCUGUUGCUAAACGAGCGCCAGUUUUGUCAGUGUCAGGACGUACGCGAUCUUUAACCGCUGUACCCGCUACAAAUGAUCCUUUCGAUGCCGAAUGGGUGGCAGGGGUCACUAAACCCUUAUCUCCAGAAUUGCCUGCAGUUACAACUAGAACUUCUCAUAGCACUAAUCCCUUCAUUGCACCAGGACAACCAUCUCGUUUACAACUGUAAAUAUUUUACUAUUGUGAAGUUACUAAUCUCUCUGGGAAAUUUCUAACUUCUAAAGGCAAAAAUGCUGUUGUGCUCGAGAUAACCAUUUAAAAAUAAAUUUCAAUGAUCUAUAGAUGUGUGAGCCUCAAUGCCCUUGAAAUUGAUACCAUCAAGUCUUUUUGCAGAACUAUCUCCCGUCCUUUGUAUUCUUUCCUCUUCUCAACUAAUUUACUUUUGCUUUGCCUUUAAUCUGAUUUGAUUUAAUCUAAAAUUCUUAACGUUAAUGUAAUAUAUAAAAAAGGAUUAUGGCGUCGUACUCCUAUCGUCCUCUCAGGAAAUUUUUUCUGCUCCCAUUUCAAUUUGUUUGCACUUAUUGUGCAGUACUAGCCGUUGCGUUCUGAGUCUACUGAUAGUUGUUCACAUUACUUUAAUUAGUUUUGCGAAAGUCAUUCACAAGAUCUUAAAUUAAAAAAAACAAAAAUUUUUUUUUCAAAAAAUACCAUUUUUUGGAAGUAUAACUUUAUUUUAAUAACAUUUGAAAUUGGAAAUUGAAUUAAUCUGCGAAAAUUGAAUGAAGUGUACCAACGCUACGGUACGCGCGUGGAGAUCGUGGAGGUUUUUGUCGACUGCUUUGGGCAUUAUCUCUUAUAUGCUUUUUUUAAGCGAGCAUAUAAAUAUUUUGUAAUUCAGUUACCGAGAAGCUUAGGAUAUUUAAUUGACUUGCCGUACCAGCCUAUACCUACACCCACCUAUUUUUCGGUUAAUUUAAUAAUAAAAGCGAUUCAUGCAAGUAAAUGUCCUAAAGACUACAGCAAAUAUCGGACUGUGAUUUACUCAAAAAAUGUACUCACUUAAGUGAUAAGUUUUUUUUUAAAAGUUUCGUGUAAUUGUUACCAUAAAGGAAAAAUUUAUUUGAAAUAGUAAACGUCAGCGAUGAAUCCUAAGGUGAAUACAAGAUAAUGUCGGUGUUUCAAUAGAAAUUGGGGUAACUUAUACAUCUAUAUCUAUACAUAUAUAUAUUGUAUAUACAAAAAGUAUAUAUAUGUAUAAUUGUACAUGUGAAAGUGUAUUUUAUAUACAAAGGGGUAUAUAAAAAUAUUUAUAGAUAUAUUUGUUGAAAUGUGUCUUUGGUAUCUGACGAUGCAAUCUUAAGGUAGGAAUGAAGACUACCGCGAUUGCUAUAUAGUGGACAAUAGUUUACGUCCUAUGAUAAGGAAUAAUACCCAAAUAGAAAAAGGUUAAAAAUUGACUAAUAAUGAACAGAAAACGGCAUUAACCCUAAUCAUCCCAAUUUUUUUUGGGACCUUCCUGUCCAAGAUAAGGGCUUGCUUUACGACUCUGUGACUGUCUAAACGAAAAGGUUGAUUUUGAUAUCAUGACUAAGUGAUACCUACAAAUUUACAGUUAUUUUUUUUUUUUAGUUAACCUAGUUAAGGAAAUACUUUUGAAAAUUUGAUACGAAAUCAAAAAAUUUAAGUUCAAGUGAGCUUCAAAAGCCCACCUGACAAGGUUAGGGUUAAAGGCAGUAGAUUGUGCAUUAUUAAUGGAUUGUCUAUUGGAAUAUAUUAAGUAUGAUAGCAAAUUGGGUUUGAAUAUUAUCGCAUAAUUAAAUGAAACUGAUUUAAGUAAUCUGUCCUCACCUUGGGAUUUUGUUUUCGUAUUUACUAAACACCAAAAAAAAAAAAAUUGUUUAUACUAAUAAUUACAUGAAUACCGUAUUUACUGUAUUUUUUACUAAUGCUUUCAAAAUGCAUCAACAUGCGAAUGUGUCUGGCAUCGAUAUGCUCCUCUUUUUUGGAAGAAUAUUUUAUUAUAAUCUGAUUCGAUAUAUCGAUCAACGAUCAGGGAGGCGAUUCAAGUCUAAGGAAAUCUCACACUAUAGUUCGAUCUAUAAGAAUACCUUUGUAUAUAUAAACAUAUAUACGCAUAUAUAUAUCUAUAUAUAUGUAUACACAUAUGUAUUGUAUACUUAUAUAUGCAAAUAUUGUUGUAUAUAUAAGCAAAUAUUAUUGUUAUUUACUAAUUACUUAACCAUCCGUCUUUGUUAAUACUUAAUUUGUUUUUGUACAAAAUGUAUUAUAUGUAUGUAUUUAAAAGCUUAUUAA
This is a messenger RNA of Glossina fuscipes, 4932 nucleotides long. It is a transcript of the gene numb, whose product is annotated as protein numb. The record is from RefSeq and is a predicted model, not a curated record. The coding region runs from base 1196 to 2848 and encodes 550 amino acids. Lineage: Eukaryota; Metazoa; Arthropoda; Insecta; Diptera; Glossinidae. The transcript is spliced from 3 exons.